This is a messenger RNA of Telopea speciosissima, 679 nucleotides long. RefSeq names its product MYB-like transcription factor EOBII. The transcript is spliced from 3 exons. The coding region runs from base 42 to 638 and encodes 198 amino acids. Gene Ontology annotation, cellular component: nucleus. Lineage: Eukaryota; Viridiplantae; Streptophyta; Magnoliopsida; Proteales; Proteaceae. Gene Ontology annotation, molecular function: sequence-specific DNA binding; DNA-binding transcription factor activity. Gene Ontology annotation, biological process: regulation of DNA-templated transcription. The record is from RefSeq and is a predicted model, not a curated record.
UCUCUCUCUCUCUCUCUUCUUCUUCUUCUUCUUCUUCAAAGAUGGAGAAGAAAGGAGGUAGCAGCAGCUCCCAAGAUGCAGAAGUAAGGAAGGGUCCAUGGACCAUGGAAGAAGACUUUAUUCUCAUCAACUACAUAGCCAACCAUGGUGAAGGUGUUUGGAACUCCUUGGCACGUUCCGCAGGUCUGAAACGAACUGGAAAAAGCUGCCGUCUUCGAUGGCUAAAUUACCUGAGACCUGACGUUCGGAGAGGUAAUAUCACAGCUGAAGAACAACUUUUGAUCAUGGAACUACAUGCUAGGUGGGGAAACAGAUGGUCAAAGAUUGCAAAGCAUCUUCCAGGAAGAACUGAUAAUGAAAUAAAGAAUUACUGGAGAACAAGAAUUCAGAAACAUAUUAAACAAGCAGAAACAUUCCCAAACCAGAACAAUUCUGAGCUGCAAGACAAUGGAAGCACAAGUAAUGAUCAUAUAUGUGAAGUUGGAGAUGGAAUUGAAUCAUACUCACCAACUAAUUAUGAUGGAAACCUUGAAGCUUUUUUGGAUCCUUUAUCUACUACUACUACUACUCAUCAAUCCAAUGAAAACUUCUGGAAUGAUGAAGAUCUCUGGUCUAUGCAGUUACUCAACAACGAUUGAGCCUUAUUUAUAGUAUUUAAGUUUUUUUUUAAUUUGGAGCU